AUGAAGACAGAGAGAAACGUAAACGCAUACAGCUCAGACGGCAGAAUAUACCAGUUAGAGUAUGCAAUGAAGGCAGCCUCCCUGGGAACAACCACAAUUGGGGUAAAAGUAGCAGAGGGAGUGAUUGUUGUUUCGGAGAAAAAGAUAGUCACAGCCCUGCAAAUACCAGAGAGCAUAAAAAAACACCAUCUAGUCUACGAGCACUGCGGCUUUGCUUUUUCUGGGCUCAGCGGAGACGCGAGGUCCAUCAUCACCAAGGCAAGAGAAAAUGCGAUUAUGCACAAGUUCCUGUACAAUGAAAGAAUACCAAUUGAGGGAGUGGCGCAGUUCCUGUCUUCGAUCGCGCUGAACUUUUCCGCAGAAAAGACGCAAGAUAAGAUAUUUAGCAGGCCGUUUGGAAUAUCCAUUCUAGUCCCAGGGUUUGACACAGAGCCAAGACUUUUCUCGCUCGAUGCAUCAGGCACGUACAGAGACUACCAGGCCAAGGCCAUAGGAUCAGCAGCAGAAGCAGUGACAGCUGAGCUGGUGAGCUCGUACAGAAAAGAUGAGACAGUUGAAGAAGCCGUUGGAAAUACGCUCAAAUUGUUGAAAUCAGUCAUGAAGGACCCCAUUACAAAGCAAAACUGCGAGGUGAUGGUGUGCAGGAGGGAAGGAGUGAAAUUCCUCAGCACUGCAGAGAUUGAAGAGUACUUAAAUAAAUAA
Molecule: messenger RNA, 702 nt
Organism: Nematocida minor
Lineage: Eukaryota; Fungi; Microsporidia
Product: 20S proteasome subunit alpha 5
Exons: 1
Coding region: 1-702 (233 amino acids)
Biological process (GO): ubiquitin-dependent protein catabolic process
Cellular component (GO): proteasome core complex; nucleus; proteasome core complex, alpha-subunit complex
Source: RefSeq, a predicted model, not a curated record